This is a messenger RNA of Populus nigra (black poplar), 1086 nucleotides long. RefSeq lists its product as uncharacterized. NCBI's taxonomy places the organism in Eukaryota, Viridiplantae, Streptophyta, Magnoliopsida, Malpighiales, Salicaceae. The record is from RefSeq and is a predicted model, not a curated record. Bases 1 to 1086 code for a protein of 361 amino acids. Gene Ontology annotation, molecular function: zinc ion binding; nucleic acid binding. The transcript has a single exon.
AUGUCUAAUACCACACCUCAGGAAGUUUCCCCUUUAACAUCUUCGUCAAUUCCUGAUGUAUCAUCUCCAUAUUUUCUUCACUCUGCUGAUCACCCAGGUUCCAUUCUGGUUUCCAUUCUUCUUAAUGGUGACAAUUACCCUACCUGGAAGCGAGCCAUGAAAAUGGCAUUAAACGCUAAAAACAAACUGAGUUUUGUUAAUGGUUCUCUCUCCAAACCAACAUCUUCCACAGCAGAAAUUCAAUUGUGGGAGCGCUGCAGUGACAUGGUUUUAUCAUGGAUUCUCAACUCCAUUGAUAAAUCCAUUGUUAAUAGUUUGAUUUAUCAUGACUGUCCUCGUGAUGUAUGGCUUGAUCUUGAAGAUCGUUUCUCUCAAAGCAACAAUCCCAGGAUUUUUAAAUUAAAGCGUGAUGUUGCUACCCUCAUCCAAGGUUCUAUGACUAUUCCUGCAUAUUUCACUACACUUAAGGGGUACUGGGAUGAGCUUGCAAUGCUCACUCCUGCACCAAAAUGCACUUGUGGUGUCCUAAAAGAAUUGACUCAUAUGCAAGAUAUUGAGCGGGUUUUUCAGUUCUUGAUGGGAUUACAUGAUUCUUAUGCUCCAAUUCGUAGCCAGAUUUUGGCUAUGGAUUCUUUACCUCCUGUCACCAAAGUAUAUUCAAUUCUGCAUCAAGAAGAGAAACAACGUCUCCUGCAUAUCUCAAGUAUUCCAACAGAAUCUGCUGCCAUGGUAGCUCCUCGUUUUCUUGCACAUCGUUCUGAUAAUAAGGGAAAGGGACGUGGUCGUCCAAAAUGCGACUACUGUGAUCGUGAUGGUCACUGGAAAUCCAAUUGUUACAAGCUGCAUGGUUACCCUAAAAACAAACCUCAAUACCGUGAAGCAACUAAUGGACAUGCUGGCUCAUCAAUGGCAGUGAAUAAUGCCAUUAGUUCUUCAACAUCUUCUGAGAUUAAUGUUCCCGGCCUCACCAGUGACCAAUGCUCUCGCCUUUUGGAUCUUCUAUCACCAGUGAAUAAUUUGGUUUUGAACACCAAUUCUGCCAACUUUGCCGGACCUAUCAACGAGGAAGCUGAUUGGAACGGGUGA